Onthophagus taurus is the source of this 1333-nucleotide messenger RNA. The record is from RefSeq and is a predicted model, not a curated record. NCBI's taxonomy places the organism in Eukaryota, Metazoa, Arthropoda, Insecta, Coleoptera, Scarabaeidae.
AUUUUAUUUAUAUCUGCAAAAAUAACUGGAUGGCUAACAAGUUUAAUAAAACUUCCUCCUAUGGUUGGAAUGCUACUGAUGGGAGUUCUUUUAAGAAACGUUGAUUUUUUACAAAUCGAAGGUAAUUACAGAAAAUUCACAGCAAUUCUUCGUCAACUCGCCCUUGUGAAUAUAAUGUUACCGGCUGGAUUAGGUUUAGAUCCAAAAGCCUUAAAGAAAAUGUCUUGGAUGGUUCUAAACUUAGCCUUCGUUCCUGUUGCUGUUGAAGUGGCUGGAGUAGCCGUCGCGGCUUAUUGCUUAUUAGAUUUUCCGUGGUUAUGGGGAAUCCUUCUUGGGUUACUCUUGGCUGCCGUCUCACCAGCCGUCAUAAUCCCUUGUCUUUUUCAACUACAAGAUAUGGGAUAUGGAAUUAAUAAAGGCAUCCAUACUUUAGUCAUUGCGGCAUCAACUUUAAACGACAUCAUUUGUAUUGCAUUUUUUGGAAUUGUCAUUGGAAUAAUUUUUAGUACCGGUUCUUUAACCAUGCAAAUUUUACAAGGACCUAUUGUAAUUGCAAUGGGUGUAAGUUAUGGAAUUGCCUGGGGGUUAUUAUGUCAAUACAUUCCAAGUAAAAAGGAGAAAUAUCUAGUAACGUUAAGAACGUUACUGUUGGGUUUGGGUUGUGUUGUUUGUGCGUUAGGAAGUGACGCUUUGGGUUAUGGAGGUGCUGGGGCUUUGGGUUGUAUUAUAGCUGCUUUUGUAGCUAGUAUUGGAUGGAGAAAGCAAGGAUGGGACAACCAGAAUCCUGUUAGAAUGAAUUUCGCAUUAUUAUGGAAAUUCUUCGAACCAAUUUCCUUUGGCUUAAUAGGAAUGGAAGUGAACUUUUCAAUUUUAGAUGGAAAUACAGUUUUGUGGGGCACAAUAUCGAUGGUUAUUCCAUUAUUGUUAAGAAUAAUAACUUCAUAUGUUACAAUGAUUUGGACCGAUUUAAAUGUUAAAGAAAACUUAUUUGUUGCAAUCUCUUGGACUCCAAAAGCAACUGUUCAAGCUGCUCUAGGUCCAGUUGCUUUAGACAUGGCAAGAGAAACACUUAAUUUAGAUCAAAUUAAUCUGGGAAAUGCUGUUAUAGUGGUAGCGGUGAUGUCAAUUAUAAUAACAUCACCAAUAGGGGCCAUACUUAUUAUGCAAUUAGGGCCAAGAUUUUUACAUAGAACUAUUAAAGAAGAAAAUGAAGAUGAAGAGGUUAUUAAUCCUGUAGAGAGGAGAGAAGCUGAGGAGAAAACGAAAGUUUAAAUUAUUUAAAUAAGAUGAAAUAUUUUUUUAAUGGGCAAAAAUAAACUUAAUAUUAAUAUUA